AUGGGAGACUAUACACUGGAUACUGAGUCUGUGAGCAUGCCUCGCUCGUCAGAGAAGCAGCCCGACGGUCUCACCUCUCAGCAAUCGAGUGGGGUUUUGUACCACCAGCUACAUAGAGAGCCUUUGAGUGUUGUCCGUGGUAAGGGAAGCUACCUUGUGACCAAUACGGGGCUCGAAAUCCUCGAUGCCACUUGCGGUGCAGCGGUUUCUUGUCUGGGCCACAGCGAUGAACGUGUCCAUGAAGCUAUCAUCGACCAGCUAAAGAAGAUACCUUACUGCUAUUCUCUUUACUUUACCAAUACUGCUGCUGAGAAUCUCUCAAAGCUUCUAGUUGAAUCUACAGGGGGCGUAAUGUCUCGAGCCUAUAUCGUCAGCUCAGGUACGGAGGCUGUUGAAGCAGCUGUCAAGAUGGCGAUUCAGUAUUUCACAGAGUUAUCUGUUCCAGAGCCCAGGCGGGUGAAGUUCAUCUCUCGACACUCAUCCUAUCAUGGAAACACACUUGGUUCACUCGCUGUGGGACACCACGCCUCACGGAGAAGAAUCUAUGAAAGCCUCCUCUCCCAAAACAUAAGCCAUGUUCCACAAUUCUAUCCCUAUCGCGGAAUGAAGCUGAAUGAAGCUACUGAAGAUUAUGUAGCAAGGUUAGCCCAAGAGUUAGAAGAUGAGUUCCAGAGGGUGGGCCCAAACACCGUUGCCGCUUUUGUGGCCGAAACAAUGCCAGGUGCCACCCUUGGGUGUGUUCCACCGCUCCCUGGCUAUCUCAAAGCCCUCAAAGCAGUCUGUGAGCGACACGGGGCACUCUUCAUUUUGGACGAAGUCAUGUCUGGUAUGGGACGUACCGGCACCCUUCACGCCUGGGAACAGGAAGGUGUUGUUCCAGAUCUACAAACCAUCGCUAAAGGGUUGGGCGCUGGUUACGCACCUAUUGCUGGGCUUCUCAUCAACAGACAUGUCGUUGAUACUCUAAACAAGGGAACAGGUGCAUUUGUCCACAGUCAAACAUAUCAAGGGCACCCUGUUGCCUGUGCAGCUGCCUACAGAGUGCAACAGAUCAUCCAGGAAGACAAUUUGCUUCCCAAUGUUCGGGAGAUGGGUGAAUACCUGGGUCGGCUUCUUCAUGAACGCUUGGACAAACACCCUCAUGUCGGCGAUAUCCGUGGCAGGGGAUUAUUCUGGGCUAUGGAAUUUGUCCAAGAUAGAGAGACUAAGGAGUCUUAUCCACCAUCCAAAGCUCUUUCGUGGACUCUGCACACCACAGGCCUCAAGCCUGAAUAUGCAAUUUCCUUGAUGCCUGGAAGUGGUGGUGCUGAUGGUGUCAAUGGGGAUCACAUUAUUCUUGCUCCUCCUUACAAUACCACACAAGAUGAGAUCAGGAUGAUUGUUGAUCGGACUGUUCGUGUGAUUGAGAAGGUUCUAGGUGAAUGUGACUAA
Molecule: messenger RNA, 1431 nt
Organism: Penicillium salamii
Lineage: Eukaryota; Fungi; Ascomycota; Eurotiomycetes; Eurotiales; Aspergillaceae
Source: the annotation of a GenBank genome assembly